Molecule: messenger RNA, 833 nt
Organism: Setaria italica (foxtail millet)
Lineage: Eukaryota; Viridiplantae; Streptophyta; Magnoliopsida; Poales; Poaceae
Product: probable histone H2A variant 3
Exons: 3
Coding region: 187-600 (137 amino acids)
Cellular component (GO): nucleosome
Molecular function (GO): DNA binding; protein heterodimerization activity; structural constituent of chromatin
Source: RefSeq, a predicted model, not a curated record
CGUGUGAAAAAUACCCUGGUACCUCAGGGGCUCAAUUAUAAUUUCCCGUCUAUAAGGACCCCCACACCCAGCUCCCACGCGGAGCCGAAAAAAAAAUCUCGCUUUCGUUUCGCGUGGCGUGAGGAGGAGUCGGAGGGAAGCCAAAACUCGCGAAAGGGACUCGGGUUUCCACUCGGAGCGGAGGAGAUGGCCGGGAAGGGAGGCAAGGGGCUGCUCGCGGCCAAGACGACGGCGGCCAAGUCGGCGGAGAAGGACAAGGGGAAGAAGGCACCCGUCUCCCGCUCCUCCCGCGCCGGCCUGCAGUUCCCUGUUGGCCGUAUCCACCGCCAACUGAAGCAGAGGACCCAGGCAAACGGUCGUGUUGGUGCCACUGCAGCAGUCUACUCUGCUGCCAUCCUGGAGUACCUGACCGCUGAGGUUCUGGAGCUGGCUGGGAAUGCUAGCAAGGACCUGAAGGUGAAGCGUAUCACCCCUCGCCACCUUCAGCUGGCCAUCCGAGGAGAUGAGGAGCUCGACACCCUCAUCAAGGGCACCAUCGCCGGUGGAGGUGUCAUCCCGCACAUCCAUAAGUCCCUGAUCAACAAGUCCUCCAAGGAGUGAGGGGCUAGAGAUGAUGUGCAUCUUAGUUUAAACUGGACUUUUGUGCGCUCCUGUGUUGUAAGUCCUGGUCGUUAUGUAGGUCUUAGUUAAGCUGUCAGGUUUAAAGUGAUCCUUCCAUGUAACGCUUUCCUGGAACUGCUUCCGCUAUUUGAACAUCGUGUCUGUUGUUAACUUCAGGGGUGCAAACCUGGAUGCUUAUUUAGUUAUUUGUGACUGCCUGUUAUUUCAGCUCA